GCGCGCCGAUAAAGGGCUCGCGGCGGCGGCGUUUGACGUCACGGGGAGUUAAUUUUAAACCUGGACAAGAUGGCGGAAGGGGACGCGGCGCGGCGCGGGCAGCGGGGAGAGCCGCCGCGGCUCCAGCAGGACCUGGCAGGAGAAACCUAUGUGGAUGCCGAAGAGAAUGCUGUUUUUGAUUCUGAAGAAGAAGUGAUUCCAGAGAAGCCGUGCCCCAUACAGAUUGUUCUUGCUCAUGAAGAUGAUCAUAAAUUUGACUUGGAUGAAGAAGCCCUGGAGCGAAUCUUAUUGCAGGAGCACAUUAGAGAUCUCAAUAUAGUAGUAGUUUCUGUAGCUGGUGCAUUUCGCAAAGGCAAAUCUUUUCUUUUGGACUUCAUGCUUAGGUAUAUGUACAAUAAGGAAUCUUCAGCUUGGAUAGGUGGAACCCAUGAGCCAUUGACUGGGUUUACAUGGAGAGGAGGCUGUGAGAGAGAAACAACUGGCAUUCAGGUUUGGAGUGAGGUGUUCAUAAUUCCCAAGCCUGAUGGGACAAAGGUUGCUGUACUACUAAUGGAUACCCAAGGUGCCUUUGAUAGCCAAUCCACUAUCAAAGACUGUGCAACGGUUUUUGCUCUGAGCACCAUGACAAGUUCAGUUCAGGUAUACAAUUUAUCACAAAACAUCCAAGAAGAUGAUCUUCAGCAUUUGCAGCUAUUUACAGAAUAUGGAAGGCUAGCUAUGGAAGAAAUUUACCAAAAGCCAUUUCAGACACUUAUGUUCUUAAUUAGAGAUUGGAGCUAUCCUUAUGAACAUCCAUAUGGCUUGGAAGGAGGACAACAGUUUCUAGAAAAGCGGUUGCAGGUAAAACUGCAUCAGCACGAAGAGCUCCAGAACGUAAGGAAGCAUAUUCAUUCAUGUUUCAGUAAUCUUGGCUGUUUCCUGUUGCCACAUCCUGGUCUUAAAGUUGCAACUAACCCAAACUUUGACGGGAGGCUAAACGACAUUGAUGAUGACUUUAAGAGAGAGCUUCGGAAUUUGGUUCCAUUGCUGCUUUCUCCUGAAAAUCUGGUGGAAAAAGAAAUCAGUGGCUCGAAGGUGACCUGUAGGGAUCUUGUGCAAUAUUUUAAGGCUUAUAUUAAAAUCUAUCAAGGAGAGGAACUACCUCAUCCUAAGUCAAUGCUCCAGGCAACAGCAGAAGCCAACAACCUUGCCGCAGUAGCUGGAGCAAAGGAUGCCUACAACAAAGGAAUGGAGCAGGUUUGUGGUGGAGAUAAGCCUUACAUUGCUCCCGCAGACUUGGAGCACAAGCAUCACGACCUGAAAGGACUGGCUAUAAAGCAGUUCCGUUCAGUGAAGAAGAUGGGAGGCGAAGAGUUCUGUCGCCGGUACCAAGACCAACUUGAAGAGGAGCUAGAUGAAGUCUAUGCAAACUUUGUGAAGCACAACGACGGCAAAAACAUCUUCUAUGCUGCCCGUACUCCUGCCACUCUUUUUGCCGUCAUGUUUGCCAUGUAUAUAAUCUCAGGACUGACCGGCUUCCUGGGCAUGAACUCCAUAGCCACCCUGUGCAACCUCCUGAUGGGGUUAGCGCUGGUCUCCCUUUGUACUUGGGCAUAUGUUAAAUACUCUGGGGAAUUCAGAGAAGUUGGAACACUCAUUGAUCAGAUGGCUGAAGUACUAUGGGAACAGGUGAUCAAACCUCUUGGGGAUAAUUUGAUUGAGGAUACCAUGAGACAAUCGGUUACAAACUCUAUCAAAGCAGGCCUGACUGAACAGAUGUCUCAGCAUGCCAGGCUAAAGACAGACUGACAGUUCGCCUCCUCCUCCUCCUCUCGCCUGCCUGCCCGCCCAUUUGUAGACUCGCUUGCUGUACAAUGAGAACUCAAUAAACCAAAGUUUACAUUUGACUGUAGAGAAGUAGUUUAAUCUUGACUGGCUUCUAACUUGCUGCCAUUGUAUUGGGGGAGGACAAUGUGUGGGGAGGGAGGGGAUGGGUGGGCUCAGGAAAAUAAGUAUACUGCUCGCAAGGCUUGCUCCUUGAUGCAGUUUGGUGCCAUGGAGACAGGGAAAGGGGGCUCUUUGUGACGGUUCUGGCACUCUUUGUGCCCAGAGGGGAGAUGGUGCGACCUCUUGUCUUAUCAAAACAUAUCCACUGUAAAGGGUUUUCAGGGAAGUACUUACCAAUCCUAUACAAGGACAUCUUUUUAACAGAAUGUAUGUAGCCACACUUACGUCCCUAUCUCUGAAUACCAUUGACAUGAAUCCGGUCGACCUAUCGACAGUAGCAGUCGGCUGCGAAGUCAUGUUUGAGCCACCACAUUGACGCUCUUCCUUGCUUUACUGCCUUUUCUGCCAGUAUUACCCAAAUGCAUGUCUAUCGUUCACCACAAAUUACAUUUAGAGGUAACAGCUGUAAUUAAGGAAGCUAUCUUCAAGUGUACAUUGUCUUGCCUUUUUAAAAAUCUGGAGACUUUGUCCUACAAGGAUAUGCAUAUCAAGAAAGAACCGCUCUUUUCUCUGCAGGUUUAGCCUUUAUGUAUAUAUAAUAUGCCAUUAAUCUUAACUGGGGGGAGAAGAUCCAUCCAAAAACAAAGACCGUUGCCUACAGCUACAAAAGCAAUGAGUUAGGAUUGUCUGUACAGUGUGUGUAGUUAUUUUUUAAAGAAACCACAGGGCAUGUAUAAAAUAUAAAUAUAUAAAUACGAUUUUGUAUCAAAAAGUUUUGUAGUUUAUGGCAAAACCUGGUUCUGUGAUAGGCUCAGUACGGUCCCUGUAAAGGAAUGUUUGUGGCUCAUGUAAAUGUGUGAAUGCAUCGAAACAAUUUGGAGUUUUUUGAUAUAUUUGUGAUAUUUACCUGCCUUGAGCACUGCAAUCUCGCCCCAUGGGAAAUCAGUGGGAAUGUUUGUUGUGAAACUUUGUCUUCAGUUGCAUUUUAAAGUUAUUUCCUGUAAUUUAUUUUCCGGUACAUUAUUAAAAUCAAUUGUGUAUAUAUGAAAUUAAACUCAUGAUUUUUAUUCAUAA
Molecule: messenger RNA, 3000 nt
Organism: Anolis sagrei ordinatus
Lineage: Eukaryota; Metazoa; Chordata; Lepidosauria; Squamata; Anolidae
Gene: ATL2
Product: atlastin GTPase 2
Biological process (GO): endoplasmic reticulum organization; protein homooligomerization
Molecular function (GO): GTP binding; GTPase activity
Source: RefSeq, a predicted model, not a curated record